AUUCCCUCAAAUGCCAGCAGGCACUGCGUAAACUAUCCUCGUUUACACAAGAGCAUUCAGAAGAGAUGGCAUCGAAUCCUCCUGGAUCAUGCUGCUACCAGGGCGUCAAGCACGAGGGAGAACCCGUUGGCAGUCUUUCUACUCUAAACAACUUUGAGAUCUAUACCAGCUACCCCGCAAAUAAGUCCACGGAGCAUGCUGUAUUGAUACUUACUGAUGUUAUUGGACAUCGUUUCUUAAAUGCGCAGCUCAUCGCCGACCAGUUCGCGGCGAACGGAUACUUCGUUUUAAUGCCAGAUCUUUUCGGUGGCGAUCCAGUCCCGCUAAACCGAUCAGGAGAUUUUGAUUUUCAAGCAUGGAAAGGCGCCCAUGGCCCUUCGACCGUGGAUCCUAUCGUAGAGGCUUGCGUGUCUGAGUUGCGGAACAAAUAUAAUUCGCAGACAAUCGGCGCAGUGGGAUAUUGCUUUGGGGCCAAAUAUGUUAUCCGUCACCUUCAUCCCGGCCAAGGCAAGGUUGAUGUCGGCUAUGUCGCCCACCCAUCAUUUGUUGAGGCAGAAGAGUUGAAAGCUAUCGAAGGCCCUCUAGCGAUCUCCGCCGCCGAGGUGGACCAGAUUUUCCCUGCUGAAAAACGACAUGAGUCCGAGGAUAUUUUGAAAACAUUGGGCACACCCUACCAAAUAAAUUUGUACAGCGGAGUUGAACAUGGCUUUGCCGUUAGGGGCGACCCGGAAAAGCGUGUAGUGCAAUAUGCCAAAGAAAGUGCUUUCCUACAAGCUGUACAGUGGUUCAAAGAGCAUUUGUAGAGUUAGCGUCGAUAGUCUCUGAAUAUAUACAGCCAUUUACUGUG
Molecule: messenger RNA, 847 nt
Organism: Talaromyces proteolyticus
Lineage: Eukaryota; Fungi; Ascomycota; Eurotiomycetes; Eurotiales; Trichocomaceae
Product: dienelactone hydrolase family protein
Exons: 3
Coding region: 66-803 (245 amino acids)
Molecular function (GO): hydrolase activity
Source: RefSeq, a predicted model, not a curated record